Aureococcus anophagefferens is the source of this 986-nucleotide messenger RNA. RefSeq lists its product as hypothetical. The transcript has a single exon. The coding region runs from base 225 to 893 and encodes 222 amino acids. Gene Ontology annotation, biological process: photosynthesis, light harvesting in photosystem I; response to light stimulus. Lineage: Eukaryota; Pelagophyceae; Pelagomonadales; Pelagomonadaceae. Gene Ontology annotation, cellular component: membrane. The record is from RefSeq and is a predicted model, not a curated record.
CACCACCGCGCGCCGCCGCGUCUCGUGCACUUUGCGGCCAAUGCGCCCGCAACCCGCCCCCCUCGCCUCCCGGUGCCCCUGGCACCGCGUGCGCAACGUGGCGCGCGCGGCGGCGCGCGUCCUCGUCGCGACUCGGCGCAUGGCCCGCGCGCGCCACGCAAGCGCCCAUUGCACGCCCGUUGCACCGCGCGCGCACCGCCACCGCCCCUCCCGCGCGCGCGCCCAUGACCGUCACAACUCAUAGGCAAUCCACCAUGGCCCGCCUCGCCUUCGCCCUCGCCGCCACGUGCGCCUCGACGUCCGCCCUCGUGGCGCCGACGGCCGCCAAGGCGUCCACGUCCCUCAACGUCGCCACGACGUCCUACGACCCGUCGGACUUCAGCGACGUCACGAAGCUCCCGGGCAUCCUCGCGCCCGUCGAGUUCUUCGACCCCCUGAACUUCGCGGCGGACGCGUCCGAGUCGGAGCUCAAGCGCUACCGCGAGGCCGAGCUCACGCACGGCCGCGUCGCCAUGCUCGCGUCCGUGGGCUUCCUCGUCGGCGAGUCCGGCGCGACGCCCCUCUUCGGCGGCAACAUCGACGGCAUCGCCAUCAACCAGUUCUGGAAGGUGCCCACGGGCUUCUGGCCCGUGAUCCUCCUCUUCAUCGCCGUGCCGGAGACGUUCCGCGCGCUCCGCGGCUGGAUGGAGCCGACCGUGCCCGAGAACUACUUCCAGCUCCGCUCCGGCUACACGCCCGGCGACAUCGACUUCGACCCCCUCGGCCUCUGCCCCGCGGACGCCAUGGAGUUCAAGGAGAUGCAGACCAAGGAGCUCCAGCACGGCCGCCUCGCGAUGCUCGCGGCCGCGGGCAUGAUCGUCCAGGAGCUCCAGACGGGCAGCACGCUCUUCUAGGCGCGCGCGCGCCCGCCCGCCCCGAGGCGCCGCCGAGGGAGAACCUCCGGCGGCCACCUCUCCCCCCCUGUUCUAAGUAAAUGCGUCCGACUG